AUGGCUCCACAACAAUCCGGAUACUCCGCUCGCUCUCAAAGUUCCAGCAACAAUCGCAAUAAACCUCGUAGAGAACAUGGCAAUAGUUCAAUAGCAUCAUCGUCUUCUUCCAUGGAUGACGCACAAGACAUCACUAACCAAAAAACUCUUCGAACUCGAAUUAAAAACAUAAUGCAAGCUUCGGAACCUCAGCACAAUAACCAUCAUCAUAUCAAAAAAAAAUCAUCACACAAAUCUAAAAUUCCGAAAGACAUUCUCAAGAGGUGUUUUUCUCAAUUUCAACAACUCAUAAGACAAACUCAUAUUGAACAUUAUUUUGCUUCUCAUCCGCAAGAAAAAACAAAACGACGAUUGACCGAAGAAGAUCUUGCUUCCAUUGAGCAUUUACAUAUUUAUGAUUUUGAUGGAACGUUAUACGAAACCUUGCUACCUGAAGAAGGUAUACCGCUCUAUGAAAGCGUAACGGGUAGACCAUGGCCUUAUGGAGUUGGUUGGUGGUCAAAACAUGAGUCGAUCUCUGCAUUUUCUUUUUUAAAAGACGUUAAUAAUGAACAUGUUGUAAAAGAAGGUGAAGCUUUAGAACAUUAUUUAUUGUUGAAAGCCCAAAAACAGAGACAUGACUUGAUUGUAAUGAUGACUGGUAGAAAAAGCUCUUUAAAGAGAUCAGUUAUUGAAUUUUUAACUUAUAGGCUUGAAGACGAAACCUUAAUGCCAGAGGUCAUGUGUUUCAAACCUGACGAAUUUGGAAGUAACACUCUGGGAUACAAGGUGCAACAUAUAUAUGCUUUUUGUAAUUCAUUACCUAAUUUAAAAUUUAUCACCAUGUGGGAAGACAGAGUAGAACAUGCCAACAAAUUUAAAAAUUUAACAAUCAAGAAUUUCACACUUAACACUUCGAUCACCAUAGAUGUGAAAAUUGUCGGUAAAGAAAAGGAUAAUAUUGCCACAGAUGAACAAUAA
Molecule: messenger RNA, 960 nt
Organism: Naegleria lovaniensis
Lineage: Eukaryota; Heterolobosea; Eutetramitea; Acrasida; Naegleriidae
Exons: 1
Coding region: 1-960 (319 amino acids)
Source: RefSeq, a predicted model, not a curated record